Messenger RNA from Acanthamoeba castellanii str. Neff, 945 nucleotides. RefSeq names its product protein phosphatase 1, regulatory subunit 7, putative. Bases 1 to 945 code for a protein of 314 amino acids. The record is from RefSeq and is a predicted model, not a curated record. Gene Ontology annotation, molecular function: protein binding. Lineage: Eukaryota; Discosea; Longamoebia; Acanthamoebidae. The transcript has 11 exons.
AUGGAGGGUGCACCAGCCGCGAGUAGGGGAAACACGCCCUCGUUCGCCAUCGAGGAGAAUGCCGAAUACGUGGACCUGUCCCACAAGCCCCAUUCCCGCUUGGGGGAGGGAUACACCAUACCGCCCACAACCAAGGAGUUGGAUUUGACCCACUGCCGCCUCCAACGCCUUGAGAACCUCGACAACCUGCCCGCUCUGGAGAAAUUGGUGGUGCGCAACAACCAGCUGCACAAGAUCGAGAACCUCGAGGCCCUCACCAGCCUGCGCGAGCUGGACCUCUACGACAACCAAAUCACCGCUCUCGAGAACCUCUCCCUUCCUUCCCUCACGUACCUGGACAUCUCCUUCAACGUCUUCCGGCGCAUCCAGAAUUUGACGCACGAGGGUCUGCCGCACCUCACCGAGCUCUAUCUCAUCGCUGCUAAGAUCUCCAAGAUCGAAGGCAACUUCUGCCAUGAUCUGCUCUGCGGCCUGGAUACCCUCACCACUCUCACCACCCUGGAGCUCGGGUCCAACAGAAUCCGGACCAUCGAGGGGCUGGAUAGGCUCGUGAACCUGGAGAACCUGUGGCUGGGCAAGAACAAGAUCACACGCAUUCAGGGACUGGACCAGCUUACCAACCUCAGAAAACUUAGCAUCCAGUCAAACAGGCUGACUGAGAUCACGGGACUGGAUAACUUGCGACUGCUUGAAGAGCUCUACCUUUCUCACAACGGCAUCGACCGAAUAGCCGGCCUCGAUAACUUGGUGUCCCUCAAGACGCUCGACCUGUCGGCCAACCGAAUCGCGCACCUCGAGAAUCUUGAGCACCUCACGUCUCUCGAGGAGCUCUGGACGGUGUACCUCCACGGCAACCCCGUGGCCAAACACCCCCAGUACCAGGAGCAGGUGGUGGCUGCACUGCCCUCGCUGGCUCAACUCGACUCCGCCACGCUGCCUCACUGA